UCUUUCAAGUUAACGAGAAAUUUGAGAUUGAUACGUUGCUCCUGUUUUUCGGUAGAGAAAAAACACGUUCGUUUCAAUCCGCUACUGCACAAAUAUUAUAAUAGUGACGGAAACGUAUUUUGAGACGUGAGAAACAAACUACUCGUUUUUUACCCCACCCGUAUAAGGCGCCCUCUAGGCGCGCAGUUUCGUUAUUUAAUAGCCAGACCUCGUAUGAAAAACUAUCUCAAAAGUAUCAUAAAAUCUUGAGUCUUAAAAUAUUUGUGUCACAACAAUCUUGUUUCAUAUAGACUAUCGGUGAAAAGUUUUUGCCCACCCUAUAGUUUGUGUGAUUUACAACAAAUAAAACAAAACGAUCGAUUUUGUUAAUAAUGUAAAUAUAUAGACUGAUAGGUAUGCAUAAAAUAAAAUAAAAUCGAGUUAAAUACUGCACAAAAACACAUUUAUAAAAUAAUACAAAUAAAAAGAUUUAUUACUUUAUAAACAGCAGUAUGUAAACAUUAAUAAAAGUAAUAAUGAAGAAACGAUAAAUAAAAAAAAUUAUAACUGGAGAGGGGAAAAAAUUCUGAUUCUUCAUGCUAUUGUUAUGUACAGUUUCGCCAUCUAGUGUCAUAUACAGAAGCUAAAAAUUACGAUACGAACGAAUCAGUCCGGAUUUUAGAUAGUCGGCGUUUUAGAAGUCCUGACUUAGGAUGUUCAACUGUAUUAUUUUGGUGCACAAGUUUGAAAUUAUCUGUAACAAUUUCCACAAACAAUCGUCGUCUAUUUGGUACUAUUCCUUUUACAGAAUAUUGAAGGGGAAGUAGGAUAUUCGUUUCUGACUUUCCUGUCCAAUUUGUCCCACAAUAACUCAAUCGUAUUGAGGUCGGGUAACUGUGACGGGCAAAUAAUUACUUUCAUUGCAUUGUUCUUUUCCAAUUCUAUCAAAUACGCUUUAAAUAGCUUCGAAAAUGCUUGGGAUCGUUGUCAUGAAGGAAGAUGAACUUUCUGCCGAUCAGACGCUGGUCACAACGUACUACAUAUUCCUUCAAUAUUUUUAUAGACAUCUUGUUUUAAUAUCCCUUCAAUUCUUACCAGGUCUUCAAUCGCCCUUCCUCCAAAAGAUCUUUUUGUUCUGCAACCUCUUAAUUUUAUUUUGACGACUUCUUUCACUGUAGAGGCACUCAAAGGCAACACCUUAGACUCAUUGAUCUGAACUACUACCUCUGGAUCAUUGAUUCGUCGAUUUCGUUUACUGAUCAAUACAAUAAGUUUACCUUCAGCGGUUGUGGUUUUACCUUAAGGUUUUCUAUCGCCAAAGCUCCUGGUGGAUGCAUAUUUUUUCAAGUGGUAGUUGUAAGUCGAGGUAUUUUUUAUUCGGCGACAAUGGUAAGGUUACUUUUACCUAGCCUAUCAACACUUGCGAUUAAAGCAGGACACUUUUACCCGUUUUAAAGUGUCUGAAUUUGCGAGAACGAAACCAAUUCGUAUACGAAUAUAUCUCUGUGCAAAAAGUAUAAACGCACGUUCUUGCGUUUUACUGGGCUAAGUUGGAAUAAACUACAAUUAUAAACACCAACACACUGUUUACAUUACCUCUAACACCAACCAUCACAAUUACACUGUCUGAUGCGCGUUUCGAAAACCAAUUAUCGUCUUUAGAGACUGAACUGUAAACUCAGUUUACAGUUCAGUCUCUGAGGACGAUAACUUGGUUAUCGAAACGUGCGUCGGACAGUGAGUGUUGGUAUAGGGGUAAUGUAAACAGUGUGUUCAGUAUGAAUAUCAGCAACGGUUCUAAAAGUUUCAACACCGAAUAAACACCGUAGGAAUAAUUGACAGUUAAAGAAUAAUAACAAAUCAGACAGUACUUGCAAGUUUUGACUUGUCGCACUCACCCACAAAAUGCGCUCGUAUAAAGUAAAUAAAUAACGGACACUAUUAUUUUUGGUUUCGAUCUUCAAUAUGAAAGAGAAAGUGUAUUAUUUUGAAAUUUAAUGAAUGGGUUAUGUAGUGAGCAAAAACUUUUAGCCGGUAGUGUACUUCUAAUGACAUAUAUAUUAUAAAAUUGUAGAGAUUGAAAUUUAAAUAUAAAAUCUCAUUUUCGGUGCUGUUAAUUAAAAGUUACUGUCAAAAAAAUAGUUUAUUAAGAUUGUAAAACGACAUUAUUAACAAUUAAAAUUAGUGUACAAUAUUGAUUAUUGAUCGGUUUUAUAUACAGGGUGGAGUAUUUUAUUUGAAAUAUACAUUUCGCAAAUUCAUUUCUUAAAAAGAACAUCAUCCAGGUGUGCACUGCAAACAUCCCUCGAAUCUAGAUCUCAAAUUGGUAUAAACUCGCUGGCACAUUGCGCGAGGAAUAGCUGCUAUUUCUUCUCGGAUGUUGGUCUUCAAUUGAUUAAGCAUGGCUGUGUUAUUAGAGUAGACUCUACUUUUCAGGUAUCCCCACAUCAAAAAAUCCGGUGCUGUUAGGUCCGGACUUCUAGGCGGCCAUGCAAUGUCACUUCGGCGAGAUAUCAGUUUCCCAACAAACAUCUAGUUUAUGACCGCCAAAGAGGCAUUAGAAGUAUGAAAUAUCUUGUUGAAACCAUGUCGUAAGAUUAUAGGUUUCAAAUUGUUGCAGUUGCGAAAAGAAAAAAUCCCUUAACAUGGCUAUGUAUCGUUCAGAAUUUACAGUGACAGAUUGCCCCUGUUGUGUUUGAAAGAAAUAGGGUCCGAUAAUUUCGUGCGUUAGUAUGGCCGUACAAACGGUUACUGCAGCACAGUAACGGCAAUUCUGUCUAUUGACUUCGUCGGAGAACAAAAUAUUGUUGAAACUAUGAAAGCGUUCCAACCUUAUUCCAACAAAAGCUCGUCUUAAAAUUAAAUCAUUUUGCUGUAGUUUCUGCACAAGUUGAAUUUUAUACGGGUAUAAUUCCAGAUCUCUCGACAAAAUGUGUUGCAAAGAUGUUCUAGAUACCACAAGUUCGGCUGAUCGCUUGCGAGUCGAUAGACCAGGAUUACGUUGAACUGAAGCUCUUCUUUUCUUGUUGAUGUUCGGUGUCCCGUAGGCUUCUGAUUGAGAGUCGAACCAGUAGUUUUGAUCUUUCUGACCCAGGAUCGAAUCCUUGGAAACUGAUUUAUGUCAUGUAAUCCGAACAAUAGCGCAUGCGAGUGCAUGAUGAUAAGAAAACCUCAUUUAGAAAAACUCAUCACUUGUAAAACGGUUCGUUGCGUCAACAGAAUAUACAGUAUGUUUCAUCAAAAAUUCGAAACAUGUUAAUUGUUGUAUCUCGAGCCUAAAAUAAUAAGAUUUAACCUAAAUAAUUUAGAGGGAAGGGAUUACUGUGUGUGCUUAUUAGACGAAUACACUGAGAUAGAUGGCGAUCUCAAAGAUCUAUUGUGCUCAUCCCUUUCUUAAAGUCUUCAGGUCUUCGUACAGUUCCAAAGUAGUGAUGAAUACUGUUAUUGUGAGUCUUGGGGAGGUUAGUUCUUCACUUUCAAUGCAUUCAGCUAUUGUGUGUUCCCUUAUUUCACCAUAUUCCUCACAAAACUAUCAUCACCUAUAGUUCUGCCUUUUUCAAAUGUUUGUUUAGGGUAGUUUUUGAAGUGGGUUAUCAUUUUUUACUGUUGCUGUUGAUUUCCCGAAAUUAGUAUGUAUAUGAAAAUGAAACAACCCGCUCAAUCCUUAUGGAAAUUCGGCAACGGCCAAUUUUCCUGAAACUUGACCCAAUGAUAGUUUGAGGAAAGCUGAUUAAAAGUCUCACUGGGUUGUCAUUGGUGUAGAUAAGUAACUCCAUAUACAUUCAUUAAUCAAUUAAGUCAAGCUCAAGCUCCUGGUCAUUCAAGGCAAUGUUGAAGAGACCCGGCUACUUACAACAAGGUAUAGAAAUCCAGUCAAUUAAAGCAAGAUUAAAUAGUCCUGGCCACUAAAGGGAAGUCUAACCUUUCUUAAGCAUUCGCAUGUAAUUAAGAUGGAUUGUAGAUAGUAGAAAGUCAUUUUGGCUUUACAGCCAUUCUGCACCUAUACCUAGAUUAUAUUUUGUACAAGACUCUACAUAUUAUUGUUCUACUUCUAAAAUACAUAGACUACUUCCAAAGAAGGCUAUUUUUUAGGGUUCUUGUGUCCCUUUCAUCUUUGAAAUCUACCUCUUCAGUUUCUGCUGCAUAAGCUAUCCACAUCUGAUGUUUAAUCCUACUCGAAAAUCUUGAUUAGAGACUGUUUGGUAUCAAUCCAGGUUCAAAUUGAUAACCGUCUUCUCCAUUUCUUGUAAUCUUGACUUGAACGUAUGCUGCAGCCAAUCCUCAUUGAAUCACGCCAACUGUAAGGUUAUCUAAGAUUUUUAAUGUGAGGUGAGGAAAAUUUGGAAUUGCAUCUUGAUCUAUCAUUGUGUCAAGCUUCAGAACAACUGAACUCAACCAGUUGACUUCUUCCCAGGGUACCUUUGGACACUUCAGGGGUAGUUUCCAUGGGUUUAGGGGGUUUCAUGAUUAUUGAGACUUUAAUCAGCUUGCUUAAAUCUACCAUUGGAGUCAGUUUAAGGAAAAUUGGCUGAAAUCCAAUUUCCAUAAGGAUUGAGCGGAGUCUUUUGUCAAAAAUUAUUUAUUUGGUUCAUUUUGAUUAUGGAAACUAGAAGAAAAAUACCUAGCUAGAGAAGUAAGACUAACGGUGAUAUAUUUAAAAAUAUAUCAAUUUUGUAUUACAAAUAAAAAUUAUAAAAAAUAAUAUCCCCUAUAUUCGUUUUAUACAUUUUUCUUUAAUCACAACACUUAUUAAGGUAUUAAGAACUCUAUUACAUCCGCCAAAGGGAAAAAUUGAAAAUUACAUCAUGUUUUAAGUUUUCAAAUAAAUCAAUUAAAUUUACAGUAGGGGAAGUAUGGAAAAAAUGACAUGUAAUUAUAUUUAUUUAUUUGAUGGUACUAUCAUCAAUUAUCAUCGUGUUUUUCGUCAUCUUAUUCCGGAUUUCCACCUAGCGGACGAACUGUACAUUUGAACAGAAAUUUCGAACAGUUUUGUUUUGAAAGUGUUUCAACACUGUUGGGUUCACAACGGACUGUGUGUUUACAUCAGUCACGAACAGAAAUCAAUAAAAACUGUUCAUCUAAUUCCGCCAUCAAAUGUGACACAAAGUCACUUCACAUUUCUCAUAAUCUUCAUAUAAUAUAUAAUUUGAGGAGGUUAACAAGAUUGACACCAGCAAUAUUUCCAGCAGUGACCACAAAUUCGCGAAUAACGUGUAUUUUGCUUUCUGGAAUUGUAAUUUUGAAAAAGAUGCCUUCAUCAUAUACGUUUUCUUCUGGUAGGAACGUCAGUUCAGCCUUCCUGCAGGCUCCCGUAAUCCGUGAUAACAAAAGGAAACAAGUGACACAUUGUAACCAACAUUCGCCGAUCUUAGAACAAGAAAAGAGGUCAUUGCAAUAAAUGCAAGCGCAAUUACUAUCGUCGCCUUCUGUUUCGCAUAAGAAAUCUUCACUUCCUGAACUAUCAUAUCAUCAAGCAGGAAUAUUCCACCUGUCUCUUCUUUUCUACUGGUGGAUCCUUUGGUCUAUGUUCAGCAAUAGUUUCUUAAAUAUUUGGAGUAGAAGUUAAAAGCGAAUCGUUUUUGUCAGGUGUCAAUUUUCUUUUUCCUUGGCCAUGAAUGAGCUACCCCUGUGAUGUAGGCUAAAUCAUCAUAAUGCUGCUCCAACUAACUCAACUGUAUUAGACACCUCUACACAUAUUUCAAAAUCAAGUUCAUCACAUCAGAAACAAACUCUAAUGUAAGCAUUGGUGGUGGCUUGCGUUGUGUUUUGUCAUUUCUUGCUGAUGGAUUUAAAAUAGAUAAAACAUCGUUACUCGGAUCUUCUUGGAUUGAAGAGGUGUUGAUACCUUCGCUUGAUGGCAAAUGUGAACUGGGAAGUUUAGGUGUACUGUUUGCAAUAUCCUCCUGAUUCAACAGAAUAGUUGUGGUCUCUAUCGAUUCAAACAUGUAGUCUGGAAAAAUAUCAGGACUAACAAACCAGUUGCCUGUCAUUAUUUGUAUUAUGAACAGUUGCGACUUUUCCAUACGCUUCAUUACCGAUUUUUAAUGGGUAACAACGCGCCCUGGACAAUUUUUUAGCUACUUGAUCGAAAUAAAUUUUUAGAGAUCCAUACAUACAAAUAUCCAAGGGCUAUUUUCUAUGGGCCAUCACAAAUAAGUAGAACCAGAUCGUCUUUGCUAGAUUUCGUAUACGUCUGAAAAUGUUUUAACCAUUUUACAAACACCUCACUGUUCAUCCAUCCGGAUUCUUGUGCUAGUUCAAGCGUACCGGUGGGAGUUUCAUUCAACUAGUUCGUUUUUCAUGUUCUUUUUACGAAAUAUGAUACAAGGAGAAAUAAAUGAACCGAUGGCAUUUUUACAACACACUACUGUCGUAGCACUGGCAAGACAGCCGAUUUAUUUCUUGCCUUUGGUGGCAUGAAUUUAUUGUAGUUUCUGAACUGUAGUGAGGUUCCAAAUUGUGAAACUUCAUCAUAAAUACGGAAAAAAUUAGCAACCUGUGGUUUAUUAAAUACUUGCGCUCUUGCAGCAAAAGUUGGUUCUGGGGCGCGCAAAGAAAUGUUCUCAUUAGUACUCAGGAAACCUUCAAGCUAUUUUUGUCCAGCACGUUUCUUGUCUUUGUUUAAGGGUGAUCGAUACCAUUGUUUUCGGCUAGUUCAAAAACAAGUUGUUGGAGUAAUGGACGCGUCAAACCAAAAGGUCGUGUUUCCACAAACUUUUUGUUCUACUAACUCCAGCUCAAUUUCAGUUGAAUCUUCCUAUCCCUUUAGAGUUAGGAUUCAACGUUGUAUUCAUAUUGAGUGCAUGUUUUCUGAACGUCACCUGAGUAUUUCGUAGCAUAUAACCCAAACAAAAUGACAUAUCAUGUCUUUUUAAUCGGUGUAUAAGUAAAUUUAGUCCAAAUGUAAAUAAAAAACCAUAAUUCCAUCAAACAAUUAAUAAUUGCAAUAAAGUUUAUCGAAAUCACUGGAUUCAUCGAUUUUAAUAGAAAAACUUACAAAAACAAAUAACAACAAAUAAUUUAACAGAAAACACAGUCGCGGAGACGUAACUAAAACACGCCAAUUUUUAAAUAAAGUGACUAUGUCAUUUUGUCCAUACAUGUCAUUUUGUUUUAAUUAUAAAAUCGACGUUUUAAAUUAAAACUAUUAAAAAAUUACUAAAACAUUACCUUUAACAGAAAAAAGUAUUCAUCCUAACCAUAACCCUUUGGUAGAAAAUAAAUUUCCCAAUGCACAUCUUUAACAAGUUGCAUCGGGCCCAUUUGCCAUAAUAUUGUCUUAGUCCUCUCUCGCUUAUUGAUCUUUGUAUUUUUUUCCAUCCAUGGUUUCCUUGGUCUUUCUCUUUUUCGAUUUUCUGGUGGUAUCCAUCUCAUUACUUUCUUUGGUAAUCUUACUUUUGUCAUUCUGUGAACAUGGCCGUACCACACCAGUUGUUUACUUUCUGAACAUGUUAUAACUGUCUCUUCUACAACCGUUUAUUCCUUCAUUCUCUGAUUAGUCACUCUUUCCAAUCUUGAUGUCCUAGAUGCCCUUUUCAUUGCGUCUAAUUCUGUAGCUUCUAUUUUCCUUCCUUUUAGUCACUACAUCUCUGAUCCAUAUAUUAACGUGCUUUUAAUCGUGGUAUCAUAUAUUCUCAUUUUUCUUUAUUUGCCUAUCUCUGUACUCCAUAGAAUUUCAUCAAGAGCUAUUAUUAACUGUUUUUUGUUGUAAAUUCUCAAUUUUAUUUCGACGUCAUCCGUCCCAUCUUUAUUAAAAUUUACACCUAAAUAUGUAUAUCUAUCACAUUUUUUAUUGUUUCAUUUUUUUCCAAACAAGAUCCGUGGUCUUCUCACUUCACCUCAGUCAUCAUUGUAAUAUUGAUUUGAAGACCCGAUUUUUCAUCAUACUCUUCUAGGAGUAUAAAAGAGGGUUAUACUUUUAAAAAUUCUAAACUUCCUUUUGAUUCAUUUGAUAAAAUAGAUAUAGAAAAUAAAAUACCUACCUACAUUAUUCUUCCUUUGGUGGAUAGAAUAGAUGAAAGUUUUCAGUGAAUAGAUAUAAUCGUGAUGUGUAUCAAAUAAAAUUGAUGAACAUGAUCGAGUAUUAGUUAUUUGAGAAAGUUAACAUUAGAAGUGAUAUUUUUUGUGAUUUCAGUAGAAAUGUUUUGUUGUAUUUACUGGUGAGAUAAAUUUAUAUAUAUUAGUGAGUAUAUUUAUUAUUGCUUAUGUCUUUCUAAUUUGCCUAUUUACUAUUUUUUCUGUUUACAUAUUUUGUAUUGAAUUAAUAGUUUAUUUUCACCUUCUGUAAAUAAUAUUUUUCUUGAAUAAUUUGAAAAUGUGUUCAUUAAAAUUACAUGAACUAGAUUGUGUUCAAAAAUUCGAAUAAACUUAUUUGAAUGCCACAUGUUUUAUUUUUCUAUUCCGUAAUUGAUCAAUUUUACCUUGGAAUAAUUAAUCAUAAUAAAGAAAAAUAGAUUGAAUGAGUGAAACCAGAAGGAAAACUGGUUUAUACUAAGAAUAAAAAAACUUUUUACCGACUAUGUAAUCCACAUAUACAAUUUUAUGGUAAACGUCGUCUACAUUGUAAAUAUGAAUGGAUAGCUCUGCUACUUAUUUGGACGAAUUGACCAAUUAAUUUAUUUGGAAUUACACAUGUACAAUAUAAAAACUAAUUACCCUCUAACAAUUUUUCUCUCUCUUGCUCUAUCUAACAAUAAAAAAAUUAAACGUCCAAAUCCACGUUUUUCUUGUAUCCUCUCUACUGAUUAGCAUUAACUUAAUUUCAAAAUAAUUAAACAGGGGGUCGACUUCACGGAAGUGAGAGUGUUUAGGUGUGUAGGAGGUUUUGUGAUUAUUAGUCCUCCUGCGUAAAUCUUAUUCUAAGAUGCUUUAAGGUAGUUGUUUUGUUUAGGUUAUUCUGUGAAAAUACUUCUUGAACAUAAAUUAUUAUUUGAAUUAAAAUAUUCAAAACAGAACAAAGGGACUAUACUAUUCAAUCGCAAAAAAGCUGUAAUCCGCAGAAUAUGUUUAAUUGUGACAUUAUGAGAGUCGACGAAAAUACCUUGAACAAACAGACUAUUUUAUAUAUUUUUCAAACGAUUAAUGGCUUCGAAAUAAAAUGUUUAUGGUAUGGCGACUCUAACUUGUUUUCUCAGUAUAUUUCGAGUAUAUGAUCUUGGAUAUAUUUUGUUAUACUUCACGUUAAAUAACAGCUUUGUUCGCGGGUCUGCUUCCGAAGGUUUGCUCUUGGUGGCUGCACUGGAACUGGACCAAUACAGGCUAGUUAAUGAGAGUAUAGAAUUAGUUGUAGUGUACUUCUAACAUAAUAUGUCAAUUUCGGAUUUGACAUUUGAUAUAACCUCCAAAUUAUAUUAAUAUGUAGGUGAAUAUCUUUGAUACAAAAAUAGUAAUAGUGUUUUAUUAUUUUUAAAAUGGAGAGUGAAGACGAAUUUCUACAUACGUAUUUUACCCAUGUUUCGCAGUUAUGUUAUGAAAAAGCAAGAGAACAUUUAGAAAAGGAAAAGGGGCUUAAAGGGCCAGUUACACAAUGGAGUGCUUUUCUAAAUUUAUUACAACAACUGGCUUUGGCAGAAAAAAGUUAUAUGGAAAUUGGAUUUUUGCAAAAUAAACAUAAAAGCUUUUUACGAAAAGACAACUCUUUGAGAUCAGUCUAUGAUAAUAUGAAGAAUGACUUGAAAAGAUUGGAGGACAAUAGUAAACAACCUUCUAUUCACAGCAGUAUUCAAAAAGGAAUCAAAAAUUUGACGCAAUUUGUAACUGCAAGGAUUAAUUUAAUUGAUUUAUAUGAAAAAAUUUACAAUUUGGGAGUUAGUAAACAAGUGCGUUAUACUGAAAUUUUAUCUCAAAUUCAUUCUGUUAUUGAAAGACACAGUGACGGUUUUAUUGAUAUAAGCUUUAUUCCAAUAAAAGCAGUUUUUAGUUUAGAAUGUGAAAUUUUGGAACAACUCUUGGAAGCCUUGGUACAGUUACAAAAGUUGGAAUUUUUGUCCCCAUUGGCUUCAAUUCACGGGGCACAUACAAGACUCGCAGUGUGGGAAACUAAAAUGCAAUCACGUGAAAUAUGGAAACUUGGAAUAUUUAAAAAUAAUCCCCUACCAUCACUUUUCCAAUGGCUUCAAAAGUUGAAGGGAUCUAUUUUAAGUAAAUUUAGUUUGUAUUUUCAUGACAUACUGGCUGAACAAACAACACCAAAUGAUAUGAGAAUACUUUGUUCAAAAUUGUAUAAUGACCAUUAUCAAAAAAUUGUCAGUUUUCAAAAGAAAUCUGAUGCUGCUUAUGUAUUACUGAUUCAUGACAUGACAAAUGUUUCCGAUCCAACACAUAAUAGAAUAAUAGUAUCUUACCCACAACGAAUAUUUUUAGAAACUGAUAUAAUGUUAAAACUGAUAUCUGAAACUAACAAUGAAUUGCAAACUAUAGAUAAAAUUAUUUACAAGUUUGUGAGUCAGGAACAGUGUACAUACAUUCUUACUAUGAUAGAACCAAUGAUCUAUCUCAUUAUUUUAUUCGAAAAUAAGAAGUCCGAAAAAGACGCUUUUAUAUCUAAUUUUGUAUUAGAGAUUUGCCAAAAUUUACGAUGCACAAAAUUAUUCACAUCUCUAAAGAAUACGAAUAAAUGAUUAUUGUAAAUUAAAAA
Molecule: messenger RNA, 10615 nt
Organism: Diorhabda sublineata
Lineage: Eukaryota; Metazoa; Arthropoda; Insecta; Coleoptera; Chrysomelidae
Product: KICSTOR subunit 2-like
Exons: 8
Coding region: 9390-10598 (402 amino acids)
Biological process (GO): negative regulation of TORC1 signaling; cellular response to amino acid starvation; cellular response to glucose starvation
Cellular component (GO): KICSTOR complex
Source: RefSeq, a predicted model, not a curated record